AAAACAUCAAGGAACUCAACAUGGAUCGUUGCAUACGUAUAUUCCCGCAUCUCCAAAAUACCGGUGGUUUCUUUGUCGCGUGUCUGAGAAAGGUCAAGCCACUCAGCAAAACGGAUGCUCCCCAGACUGAGGCCGAGGAGAAAGCGUUGCAGAGGAAUGCGGAGGAAAGCUCAGUGGAAAAGCCCAGCCAUGACAAACUAUCUAAGUUCCAGAAGGAUGCAUAUCCCAACGAUCCCUACUACCAAAUAGCCGAAGACUCGCCUGCCCUGAAGUCCAUCCGAACGUUCUACGCACUCGAUGAGAGCUUCCCACAGGAGAAUCUGUUCUAUCGCAAGAACGAUUUCGACUCGGCAAACACCACCAACGCACGCUACUAUCACCUGGCGACUAAUAAGCUGAGAGAGACAUUGGUGGCCAACCCGAACUUGAGGAUAGUGAGCGCAGGUCUUAAGAUGCUCGAGCGGUCUCGGCACAACAAGUCGUUAGCCACCAACGACAUCCACGGCUACCGUGUUGUGCAGUGUGGCACAGACAUCUUCGCUCCGUUUGUCAACAAACGUCUGCUGCACUUUGGGUUCGAGAAUACCAAACGGUUGCUAUCGCGACGGGUUACCAUGGUUCACGAGUUUACGGAGGAUGUGAAGCGGCAGCACAAAGAGAACGGAGAGGUGGGGCCUUGUAUGGUUGUCUUCAACCCAAAGGCGAACGAGGAAAACGCCGCCAACUCUAAGACGUCGUCUGUACUGCUGAUGUCCUGUUUCCUGUCGCCUACCAACUGCACUAUCAUGGUCAACAAAUACGACGCUCACCAGAUGCUACUGCUCUUAGUAGGCCCUGACGAGGCUAACAAGUUGGAAG
Messenger RNA from Sphaeroforma arctica JP610, 858 nucleotides. RefSeq lists its product as hypothetical. Gene Ontology annotation, molecular function: methyltransferase activity. The annotation marks the transcript as partial. Gene Ontology annotation, biological process: RNA methylation. The transcript is spliced from 6 exons. The record is from RefSeq and is a predicted model, not a curated record. NCBI's taxonomy places the organism in Eukaryota, Ichthyosporea, Ichthyophonida.